Klebsormidium nitens is the source of this 2598-nucleotide messenger RNA. Lineage: Eukaryota; Viridiplantae; Streptophyta; Klebsormidiophyceae; Klebsormidiales; Klebsormidiaceae. The record is from the annotation of a GenBank genome assembly.
CUUGCCUCGGCGUUUUGCCACUGGAAUUGCUUUCAAUAUUGCUGUCGCAAGCCUGCUCCCAACGACAAGAAACUGAGGAGCAGGGGUUCCAAGUUCCAUUUGCCUUGCUGUGUCCAAAUCAGACAGCAGGGACGUCUUUCUUCCAACGCGCCGUGCAUUGGGGGCUUGCGAAGGUUGACCAACGACAACUUUGAACAGUGACCGAGCAUUUUGCGCCAUGGCGCAAGUGCUCAGAACGGUUGAUGCAGCAGAGGUUUCUCAAACAAUGCACAGCCACAAGGUGGGCGUUGAACACCGGGCAGAUGUAGAGCAGCCUGCGACAGAGAUGCAGCUUGGUUUUGUGGAGAGCCUGGGCUCGGAGCUACAGCACUUUGAGGAAGCAGAGCUUGAAAGUAUGAAAGCAGGCCUCGCUUGGUUGUCGGACCAGAUUAACCUUUCCUUGAGGCUCAAAGCAAAGGUCCGAGCACUGCCUACCUUCCCGCCCAUAUCUGGUCAAGAGAAGAAGGAUGAGACACACGACACUUCACCCGAUGGCAAGCAAGCUUCUGAUGGCCCUCUCACGGAGAAUGAGAAGGCAGCGGUCGAAACCAUGUUCCGUGUGGAGGGUUUGGUUAACCUGCUCAGAAAACAGCUGCCAAAAGAGGAGCUUCUGAGUAUCUCAAACGUUGCCCAAGCGGGAGUUCUGAACGGAAAGAAAGGGGUCGAGAAUCAGGGCAAGGCAGACGGCGUAGUCCCUCAGACGGGGCCUGGCAGAGCGGCACCCCCGGCGAAGAGGAAAGGCAACAAGAUUGCUGAGAGAAGCAACUCGGUCGGCAAUGAAGAAGUCCAGCUGGCAAGGGCAACAGAGGUUGGGAGUGCGUGCAAGAGCGAGGCCCCGCCGAGAGUUGAACUGAACAAUGCGGGGGCACUCGAUCUGAAUGAAACUGGAGACCCAGCGCAGCAGAACGGGGCAGAGGGGAGCCAUCUGCCAUUGAACGGAGGAGUUGGAUCAGGGGACGCAAAUGGGGAGGGGAGUGGAAACGGAGACUCGGGCCAGGAUGGGCAAGAUGCGGCAGACGGUGACGUCAGCAAGGGUGCCGGUCAGCCUGCCGAUGAUGGCGGCGAUAACAACAGCAAAGGCGGGGACGAGGACGGGGGCGGUGACGACAGCCAGCCGUCAGCGGAAGACGACCCGUCAAUUGCGGAGCAGCUCGCGGACAUACGGUCGUCGCUCGCAGUCAUCGGGCGCCAGCACAAGAUCGCGCAGGGGAUCCUGGUGUACCUGAUUGUCAGCACCACGAUUCCGGCCUUCACGCUGAUCCGGUGGAAGAUCCAGUCGCUGCGCAUCCUGAACCCGCUCAAGCGCUUCCAGAAAGACAUGGAGAAGGCCGUCUUGGGCAAGACGGACGAUUCCGUGAUCGACGAUUUGCUGCCCUGGAAGUCCAGCGAGACGCAAGAGGUCGACCCCAUCGUGCAACAGUUCCACGUGGUCCAGGAGGCGCUCGGUGGGCCGUCCGAGGAGGACGCCCAAUUGACCGUAGAGGCCGACAUGCGCGCCGCGCGCUCGCACGCCAAGAAGCACUGGUGGCAGAUCGGCCCCUUGCGGCCCCAGGAAGACCCGGAGCUCCUGCGCACGCGCACAGAGCGCGCGCACCUUAAGCGGCUCGCGCCCAUCCGCUUCUUGCUGCAACUUAUCGGCCAUGGCGACCAGGCGGAGCGCGCUUAAGACUCCCGGGUUGUAGGGUUUUGGGCUGCGGGGAGUAUGGGUUUGAAGAACGCGUAAUCGAAGCGCCAGGUUAUGUUGGUGGGAGGAUGCGGGAAGUGAAAACAUGGGCGCGUUAAAUAGGAGCACCAGGUUUCGUUAGCAAUCUGUGCGGAUCCAUAACCUGGGGACGUUUCAUAGGAGCGCCAAGUUUUGUUGGUGGGGAUCAGCGGGGCAUCCAGAACCUGAGAACGCUUGAUUGGAGAGCCAAAUUUGGUUGGUGGAAGUCCAUUGUGGGGCACCUUAACGGUUGGAAGCGGAGGUGGCUGGUGGGUAGGCGCAUAUAAGUGCGCAAUACGAGGCGGUAUGUGAGGGAGCCCUUUCGAAUCAACAACAUAUGUGAAGCACUGAUUGGGGGUGUGGCUAUUUGGGUCACGGGUGAUGUUGCACUCUGUUCGUCCUACUUAAUUUUGAAUACCAAGGCCUAUGGUGGACCAGCUUCGUUCAUACUUGGAGUCUGGGCCACAUAUUAAUCACAACAGUCUAAGUCAGGCUACACAUGUUUCUCGUGUAAAGUUGGCACAUCAAUCAAGGGACGAGCAUUUCUUACGGAGCCAAAGUAGCGGUAGACUAUGGGCAAAGCAAACGCUAGUAGAUAGGAUGGAGGGCGUGGCUAUCUAUCCAUCGUAUGGAAGCUGAAACUAUAAUUUGAUUCGUAUUGCAUGAUCUUAACGUAGUGAAAUAUACUAACUAAAUCAGGUCCUAAGACGGUUAAUAUCUUACCUCGCCUCAGAAUUGCAGCGAUGCUAAGCCUUGGGCUAUAUAAGACUCCAUGAAGGAACUCUCUGCUUGCAACAAAAGUCAAAAGUUCUCUAUUGCUACUCGCGGGAUCCGCUGGCUCUUUUGGGAUUCCUCGG